Molecule: messenger RNA, 2049 nt
Organism: Anneissia japonica
Lineage: Eukaryota; Metazoa; Echinodermata; Crinoidea; Comatulida; Comatulidae
Product: organic cation transporter protein-like
Exons: 10
Coding region: 130-1749 (539 amino acids)
Biological process (GO): transmembrane transport
Cellular component (GO): membrane
Molecular function (GO): transmembrane transporter activity
Source: RefSeq, a predicted model, not a curated record
GCUAUUAUCCACAUAGAACAUGUUCACUCACACGCAUCCACUAUUUAUAAGUAGCUAUUGUGAUUGUCAACCAGCAAUUCAUUCCUACUUUCGUUCCAUCAGUGCAUUUUGGAUUGCAAACAUAUCACUAUGAAAUUUGAUGAUAUUUUUACCUACCUAGGGGAAUAUGGUCGCUACAGUAAACUCUUGUCGCUUUCUGUUUGUUCCCUAAUCAUUUCUAAUGCAUUCUUUAAUAUAUGCACAGUGUUUAUCAAUGGAAGCAUGGAUCAUCACUGUAAGUUGGCAGAAACUGCAAAUUGCAGCGAUGUGGACGGCGACGAAUGUUGGAAAGCAAAUCUUAGCAUGAGUCUACCACCUGACGACGAGGGGACUUUAUUCAUAAAUGAAACGCAAUGCAGAAUAUAUACAAGCAACGAAAAUGAGACGGAGUUGACCGAUUGUGAACAUGGAUGGACGUACGACAGAUCUCAAUAUAAAUCUACUAUUGUGUCAGAGUUUGAUUUGGUGUGUGACGAUAGUUAUAAAUCAUCUUUGGCUGCUUCAUUAUAUCUUGCCGGCUUUUUCUUUGGUUCAAUCAUCUUUGGAUUUAUGUGCGACUAUUAUGGGAGAAAAAGGACAAUAUUCGUAGCGCUCGCAGUAACACUGCUAGCGGGACUGAUGAGCGGAUUAGCAUCGUCAUAUUGGUUAUUCGCUAUUUCCCGCUUCUUAAUCGGAAUUGCGAACAUUGGCUUAUUUUGUUCAAUUUUUACAUAUGUAACGGAGUUGGUUGGGCCUUCAAGGCGAGCUAUGAUAGCUACAAUUGCGAACUUGUACUGGUGCCUGGGUUACAUGCUGACAGCUGUCAUCGGAUAUUUCAUAAGAUCUUACAGAACACUACUCGUUGCAAGCAGUAUCGCAAUGUCGCCUCUAUUAUUGCUCUAUUUUUUAAUUCCGGAGUCUGCUCGUUGGUUGCUUGUUAAGAAAAAAACAGAUGAAGCAAAGCUUAUUCUUCAACGGAUUGCAAAGGGAAACAAUGACGGCAAUUUGCCAGAUGAGAUAUUUGAAAAUUUAGAAGUCGACACAGAAUCUAAAGCUACGAGGAAGACUAAUCCGCUUGAUAUUAUUCGGUAUCGCUCUAUGAGGUUUAAAACAAUCAACAUUACCUACAGCUGGUUUGCUAUUAACCUUGUUUACUACGGUUUAACGUACGGUGUCGAGGGUCUAAAUGUCGAUGUCUAUCUCGGAACCUUUCUCGGAGGUCUUACUGAGAUGUUCGCCUACCUCUUUACCUGGUUUUUUAUUCAAAAAGUUGGUAGGCGUUUGACUCUGGGAGGAACGCUUGUAGCAGGUGGAAGCGGGUGCUUGGUAAAUUUAUGGAUUCCUUCAAGUUUUGUAGAAUUGAGGACGACUACAGCAAUGAUUGGCAAGUUCUUCAUUACAUCAGCCUUUGCCAUCGUCUACGUAUAUACUGUUGAACUCUUUCCAACUGACAUUAGGACCAUCGGUUUAGGAUUCUGUUCGUUCUGGUCACGUGUUGCUGGAGUACUUGCUCCUCAGAUUCUUUUUCUGCAGAAAUUAUGGACACCAUUACCAUUGGUGGCAUUUAGUUUAACUUCAGUAUCUGCUGGACUGUUGGCGCUACUUUUGCCCGAAACUUUAAAUGUUCCACUACCUCAGACUAUAGAAGAGGCGGAGAUGAUUACGAGGAGAACUACUAAGCGAAGCAGUGGAAGUUUUCACGAUAUUGGAUUGCAACCUGUCAAGUCUUAAUUUUUCUUUGCAAAGAUUGUUACAAUAUAUUGCCAUUGGUUGAAAUUAUUAAACAACAAUUAACAAUAUUUAAUAAUCAAGAGUUCUACAAUAUUAUUUUAAUCAGUAAUGUUUAUAUUUGUGACAAUUAUUUGCCUUUUUUAAAAAAUAAAAUGCGCCUUUGUUGCUUGAUUUUACUUGCUAUUUAGUUACUUGUAAAAGUAUUUAAUUAGAGGUAACAGAGGCAGUACUCUGAGACUACGUAUCAGGCCAUAGUAAGAUAAAAACCACAUUUAUUUGCCAAUAAAAUAUUUAUGUAUA